Messenger RNA from Lodderomyces jiufengensis, 4200 nucleotides. RefSeq lists its product as uncharacterized. Gene Ontology annotation, molecular function: microtubule binding. The record is from RefSeq and is a predicted model, not a curated record. The transcript has a single exon. Gene Ontology annotation, biological process: mitotic spindle assembly; astral microtubule depolymerization. Bases 1 to 4200 code for a protein of 1399 amino acids. Gene Ontology annotation, cellular component: mitotic spindle; cytoplasmic microtubule; mitotic spindle midzone. Lineage: Eukaryota; Fungi; Ascomycota; Pichiomycetes; Serinales; Debaryomycetaceae.
AUGAUAAACUCAGACUCAGCAAAAGAUCUACUAGAUACUUUCAAUUCAGAUACUAUAUCCAAUAAUGCAAAAUUUGAACAUAUCCAAUCACUUAAAACUCAUAUAAAAAAAGACUCAAUAGACUUAUUGAAAGUACCAAUUUAUUUACAAAUAAUAAUGAAAGGAUUAGAAUUAAAUGAUUCAAGAAUCACUAGUGUUAGCUUUAACUCAUUAUCAUAUUUAAUCAAAAGAAUUAGUGUCCAAGAUAAAUCAGGUAAAAUAUUAAAAGAUCAGAGUUUUUUGAUUCUCCCAAUUUUAAUAAAUAAACUUGGAAGUAGUAAUACAUCAGUUGCCAAAAAGGCGCUUGAAGACUAUUGGUUAAGCUCUCCUAAUGAAGUUGAAAAGGCUUUGAAUGAAAUAUCAUUCAAUACAAAUAACAAACAACUUAUCAUUGAAUCAAUACGGUGGAUAAUUCAAAUUGUUAAAGACAUAAGUAAAAAAUUUAAUAUUGCUUACUUUAUUCCUGAUAUUAUCCGAUCAUUAUCAAAUAUUUCAAAUGACAAAGAAUUAAUUGAUACCGUAAACAGUUUAAUGGAUAUUUUCGUUCAAAAUUCAAAUGAUACCGAUGCUGCAAAUCAUAUUCAAGAUCAGUUUGAUUUAUUUAAUAUACCACAUAAUGGAGUAUCAAUCACACUACCAAGAAGCAAAUCAAAUUCAGCAGCAUCAACAUCAACGAUCAACCAACUGAUUUCCAGCAAUUUUGGCAAAAGCAAUGGAUCUUUUACCAAACCUUCUGCUGUUGAGGAAUUUCCCAAAAUACGUGAAAACAAAAGUCAAGAAGUCCAACCAUUUGAAGCAAAAUUAUCUGAAUUAUUACUAAAAAAUAAGUAUGAGCUUGAAUCCCUGAUUGGUCUGAAGGAAAUUCUAAAUGCAACAGAAUUAUACAAUAUUUUUGAUUCAUACAUCAAUCAUUUCGAAGGAAAAGAAACAGAAUCUAAUUGGAAAUUGAGAGAAAAAGAUAUUGUCGAGGUAAGAGGUAUUAUUAGAGGAUCAGCUUCAAUUAAGUUUAUAUCGGAUUUGAUAUCUUGUCUAAAAAACUUUGCAGUUCCACUUUGUAAAGGUGCAAGUUCAUUGAGAACUACAUUAUGUACCCAUAGUUGUCAAUUAAUUAAAGAGUGUGCAAUAAUUUUCGAAGUAGAAUUUGAUGCAUGUGCUGAAUUGAUUUUUCCAACAUUAAUGAAACAAUGUUUAUCAACUAAAAACAUAACAUCAUCUAAUGCAAAUAUGGCAGUUGCUGCAUUCUAUGCAAAUCUACCUUAUAAUCAAAGACUAUUAAAUAAAAUUUCGAGUUCAAUGGCUGAAAGAAAUCAUCAACCAAGACUAUUUUCCACAUUGUGGUUACAAAUUUUACUUUUAAGGUACUCAUUAGAUAAUUCAUUUUUUGGUCAUCAUUUACCACAUGUAAUAGAUAUAUCAAAUAAACUAUUAAUUAAAUUAUUAAAAGAUGCAAACCCCAAUGUCAGACAAAUGGCAAAAGAUUAUUAUUGGUGUUAUUCGCAAAUACUCCCAGAGGAAUCCGAGAAACUUGUUAAAAGACUAGACUCAAGUACUGUUAAAGCACUAGAAAGAUCUCAACGUGAAUUUAGUUUUACAACCACUACACCAACCACAAGAGUGUUAACUUCAAGAUCCUCAAGACCUUCAUUGAGAGAGCCAAUGUCAAUGUUAAUGUCUGAGAGAGCUAGAGAAACAAAACAAGAACGCUCUUCGUCUCGAAUGGAAUCAAGAGAAUCCUCACAUAAUCCAUCUGUAUUAUCAUUACCUAAGAGAAAUCCAAAACUCGACAAUAAACCACCACAUAUAACUAAUAGACCAUCACCAAGAGCAUCAAGUUGGAAUCCACAACCAAAACCAACUAAUUCAGCUGAGAGAGAAAGAAGUAGAACAGAAGUUCUAAAGACGUCACCAUUGGAAAAUGAAGAAAUAGUAAAAAAUUCACCAAAAUUAGAAUCAAAAGAACCGUUAAAGAACAGACAUGAAAUAAUGAUUGAGUACUUUGCAUCAAAGGAUGCAGAUAAAAUUUACGAAGGUGUAAUAAUGCUAAUUUCAGCAAUCUACAAUAAAGAUGAUUUCACAAAUUCAUACACAUUAAAGAGUAAAUUAAGAUACAUUAGUGAAAAAGAUCCAUUUUUAUUGAAACAAUUAUUUCCUUCUACAAAUAAUGAGUUAUUCAGAAAAAGCUCUAAAUUAUUCUCCAUUGAAGAUUUUAAUAGAACCUGUUGUAUUUUAUUUAAUGAUCUUGAUCAAAAUGUUGUUGACUUAAUAUGUUCAUGCUAUGAGUUACUGGAUUUUAUUGAUACACACUUGAAAUUACUAAAUUAUACAAUCGAAUAUCCAAAUAUUCCUGGAAAUAACAACUUUAAAUUGCAAAUAUCGAAUUACCAAUUCAAAAUUGCUCAGCUGUGUUUACAAGCUCUUCUGAUUGUUUUCAUAAAUUCCCCAAUCACAGAUGUUCAAUUUGGCGAAAUUUUCCACACCUUGGUUUCAUUAAUUAUGGUUUCAAAACAACAUCUGAAGACUUUUUAUCUUUUGAAGCAAUUGUUUUGUCAAUUAUAUUCAAACGAUUGUAAUAAAUUUUUGCUGUUGCUAGAUGAUAUUGAAUUUAAUUUAAAAGAUGAAGUGGAAUUAAUUGUUGGAAUCGAUAACAAUAUCAUGACGGUGAUUGAAAAACCUUUAGAUAAUUCUGUAUUUGAAAUGACUGAAAUUAAUCCUGGUAAAAUUGAAAUUUUUGAACCUAAAGAGUCUUCGAAUGGUGGUUUUACUAUGGUGGUACCUCACAGAAAUUCAAAUGACUUGUUAGAUCAUGAGGAAGCUGAAGAUGAGGAUAUGAAAGAUGAACCACAAGCAAUACACGAACUGAACGAUAUUGAUGACCCAUUUAUUGAAACUUCAUUUCACGGUAAACCUUUCAAAUUGGUCAAACAUAGAUAUUCCACGGAAAAAGAAGAUCAAGGUGGAAUAAGUCAUCAAUCAAGUGAAACUUUGAAUUCAAUUAAUUCCAAAAAAUCAGAAUCAUUAGUUGAUGAAUUUUCUCAAAUAAAUAUUGCACCGCCACCUUUCCUGGUUCAUCAUAAUCGUAAAUCUAGUCCAACCAGAUCACCUACCAUUGAGUCAUUACAAACAAUGAUUGAGAAAGUAGAUCCAUUAAAUCCAAUUUCAAAUAAAAUUCGUAAAAUUAGUAUUUAUGAAGACAAUGAUUGUAAAAAGACUAGUGAGAAUGGUUAUAAUAACUCCAAUGGUAAAUUAUAUAUGAACAAUAACCAUCAAGAUUGGAAUUGGGAAAAUAUCACGUACAAUGUAAACUCAUUUAAAUUCAAUAAUUUUAACAUUGGUAAUAUUUCAUCAGUUGAACAAUUUGAGUUUAGUUGUGUCAAAUUGGCCAAUUUUAUUGUAAACAACUCUGAAGAAGAGGAAGAAAUCAAUGGAGUAAUAUCAAAUUUAUCAUCAACAUUAGAAAGCUUGACUACUACAAAUUAUGAAUUUAGAGAAUUUUUCUUAAAAAAUGGUAAGCACAAAUUAUCCAAUUCUUUGAUUUCAUUUUCCAAAAAUUAUAAAUUUGCAAAUAACACUAAUAAUGGCAACAAUGGAAAUUCUGAGGAAAUUUAUCAACAACAACUGCAGAGAAUACUUGACUUUUUAUAUCUUUUGAAAUUAAUAUUAAAAUAUGAUGAAUUAAUUGAUCUUCAUCAAGUAUGGGAAGUAUUAAAUAAAUUAAAUUCAUUAAUCAAAAUCGAAAAUCAAUUAUAUUAUGCAUGGAUUGAAAUUUUACAACAAAUUAAUUCAAACAACAAUUUAAAUCAAAAAAUGUAUGAAAUAAUAAUUGAAAGUUUUGAAAAAUUAUCAACAGAAUCAACAAAUAACGAAUUUCCAAAAAAUUCCCAGAUUAUAAUAAAUUUAUCAUUAAUUUACUUAUCAAAUUUCAUAAACAACUUGGAAUUUUUAAAUCAAGAAGAAAUAAACUUGAAAAAAUUAGAUUUAUUAUUAGGAAAUUUUUUCAACCUGAAUGAUAUAAAUUUGCGAAAAAACUCAAUCAUAUGUUAUAGUAAAUUGUUUAAAAUUUCUUCAAAUUUUGAUUUUAAAACUGUUGAAGUCUUGAAUCAGUUAAAGAAAAAAUAUUCAAUUUCUCAACAAAGGCUUAUUGAAUUUUAUAGUCAAAAAUAA